UCAGUGUCAGUCUCCAGCCCAGGGCCCAGGGCCUAUAGGUUAAACCGCUUUAGCUGUCCAGUUCUCCUGGGAAGAGAGUGAGGAUUUCCGGUGGCAGGCUCAAGGCUGCGUACCCAAGGCUAGGGGCUAGGAGAAAGGGGUUAGAGGCUGGCGCUGGGUUGGGGGGCCAGACGCUGGGGUUAGAGGGCCGCAGCUGAGAGUGUGAGAGCUGAGAGGUUGGGGCUGCAGGGAUGGAGUUGCUGGAGGUCUUCAGGGUGAGGUUGGGAGGUGAGGGGAGGAAGAGACUGGGCGAUUGGGAAGGGACAGAAAAGUAGGGAUGGGGGAGGAGGUACGUGCUGAGAGGUGACAGCCCGGCAGUACCAGGCAGACUGGGGGCCCUAGAGCUAAGGCUGGUAGCCAGCCUGAAAGAGAGGGGAUGGAUCGGGAACCAGGAAAAGUAAAGAAAUGCUGCUCGAAAAGGCAGAGUGUAGGAGAGACCUGCCCGGUACACAGCGGCGUGGACUCCCAGGAAGACCAGGACCAGGACCGGAUUGCGGCGUUCGCUCUCCGCGCGCCUCCAGCCUCCCCGUGCGUCGCAUGCUGGCACCCCCGCCCACCGCGCCAGCUGCAGGUCAGACUCUUCAUCCUCGGUCAGCUCCGCACUGGCCACCUUAGCUGCGGAGCCCAGGGACUCCCGAGCCGCAAACACAUUGGGGAACUUGCUCCUCCAAGGGAAGGCUGGGCCGGAAAUUGGACCCUGCGCGCAGCCCAGAGGAGCGAAAACUUGUGGAAAUCGGACCUUGCCCUCGGAGUCCUGAGUCAAGGACACGAGUCCCCAAGCGGCACGGAAAACAGGUGGCAUUCAGCAAAUACGUCACGGCGACGACGGAUGCGGCCCUCCUCUUGGGGCGGCCACAAGGUGGAGCUACAGUGCAACCCUGCACCGCGCGCCCGGCCUCCGGACGCCCCCGAGGUGGCUGCUCUCCUGCGGGCCUCCCGCGAGCCUCCCGCGAGUCCUUCAUUGCCGCAGGAUUGAAGUUGACACUUCUGGGCCAGGCAUUCGGAGCUCUUCAAGGCCAAGCCUCUGCUCCCUACCACUCCCAUGAAUUGUCUCUCUCAGUUACAUUCAGCCACAUUUUAUUCCUGGAAACACCCUUUUUCAGACUUCUGGGCUUUACGUGUCCUCUUCCCUCUGAAGGAGUUCCUGUUCCCUGCUUUGUGCAUCUUAGAAGAAGACUUUCAUCCUCUCCUGUAUGAAUCCACUCCUGAUUCUCUUCCAGGCAGGAAAAUGUUUUUAUUGCUCUGGGUUUCCUGAAUCGUCUGCUGCCUAGGCUCUCUACUAGGUGGAAGUGACUUGAGAGCACAGACUAUGUUCUUAUUGCCUAGCACAGGACUGAGCAAAUGCUUAUCAACAGAAUGAACUCUGCCCUCUCUGAGUGUCCCUGCAGGUGGCUGCCUCUUUGCAGAGGCUGUCCUCACCUCUAG
Messenger RNA from Pan troglodytes (chimpanzee), 1464 nucleotides. RefSeq lists its product as uncharacterized. Bases 416 to 1015 code for a protein of 199 amino acids. The record is from RefSeq and is a predicted model, not a curated record. NCBI's taxonomy places the organism in Eukaryota, Metazoa, Chordata, Mammalia, Primates, Hominidae. The transcript has 3 exons.